CCGGGACCGCCAGCGGGGCCGGGCCCUCGGCCGGGGCCGCGGCCGCCAUGGAGGCGCCGCCGCCCCCCGCUCCCCCCGCCGCUCCCCCGGCUCCCUGCAGCGCGGCGCGGAGCCUGCAGGACGAGCUGACGUGCCCCGUGUGCCUGGAGUACUUCAACGACCCGGUGCUGGUGGCCGAGUGCGGGCACAACUUCUGCCGCGCCUGCGUGACCCAGUGCUGGGAGGACUCGGCGCGCCGCCUGUGCUGCCCGCAGUGCCGCGAGCCGGUCCCGCAGCGCCUCUUCCGACCCAACCGCUCCCUCGGCAACAUCGUGCACAUCGUCCGCCAGCUCGGCCUGCCGCCGGGACCCGCCGAGGCGCCGCCGGGCCCGCCCGCCCCCGCCCUCCCCGUGCCCGCCGCCGCCGAGCCGCCGGGGCCUCCGGGGCCUCCGCGGUGCCCCCGGCACGGGGAACCGCUGCGGCUUUACUGCGUGCAGGACCGGCGGGCCGUGUGCGUGGUGUGCCACCUGUCCCGCGAGCACCGGGCGCACACCGUGCUGCCCGCAGAGGAGGCGGCACACGCCGCUGAGGAGGUGCCCCAGGAGCACUUGAGCUCCCUGAGGAAAGGGCGGGAGGAGGCCAAGGCCGAGAGGGAGAGACAGAGUGAGGAGCUGCUGAAGCAGGCGGAGGUGGAGCGGCAGAAGAUCGUGGCCGAGUGCAAGGAGCUCCGGGCCUUCCUGGAGGAGAAGGAGCAGCUGCUGCUCUCCCGCCUGGAGGAGCUGGAAAAGGACGUGGGGAGGAGACGGGACGAGAGCGUGGCCAGGCUCAGCGAGGACAUCGCCCGGCUGGACAAGCUGCUGGAGGAGGAGGGCGUUGUCCCAGCUGGCAGCAGCCUGGAGAGUUGGAUGUUCCUGAAACCCGAGCCCGGAUUUUCCGAGCUGGAAAAGAAACUCAAGAGCUUUUCCCAGAAAAGUGCAGUGCUCAAGGAGGUGCUCCUGGAAUUCAAGGAGAACCUGCGCUUCGAGCUGGAGAACGACACAGCCGACCUGUCCCUGGACCCCGACACCGCCAACCCCUACCUGGUGCUGUGGUGGGACAGUGACCCCACAAGUGACCCCACAAGUGUCCCCCCUGUCCCAUUUGGGACACAGACACUGGAUCAGUCCCUUCACAG
This is a messenger RNA of Neopelma chrysocephalum (saffron-crested tyrant-manakin), 1153 nucleotides long. Its product is annotated as E3 ubiquitin-protein ligase TRIM7-like. The record is from RefSeq and is a predicted model, not a curated record. The transcript has 9 exons. Gene Ontology annotation, molecular function: zinc ion binding. The annotation marks the transcript as partial. Lineage: Eukaryota; Metazoa; Chordata; Aves; Passeriformes; Pipridae.